AUGGCCUUGAGCGAGGAGCUGGCCCCGGGCGCCCCGGCGGACGUGGCGGAGGACCGGGCGGAGGAUGCGGCGGAGGAUGCGGCGCUGGCCCGCGGCGCCGCCCUCGAGUCGUUCGGAGAGAGCGCGGAGACGCGGGAGCUGCUCGGCCGCCUGCCCGCGGUGCUCGGCGACCGCGCGGCUCGGGAGGGCGCCCUGGAGCGGUUCCGGGUCAUAAUGGACAAAUAUCAGGAGCAGCCUCACCUGUUGGACCCACACCUAGAAUGGAUGCUAAACUUGUUGCUGGGAUUUGCGCGGGAUAAGACAUCUCCAGCUGAGCUCGUUCAUCUGGCUUUUAAGUUUCUGUAUAUCAUCACCAAGGUUCGAGGAUAUAAAACGUUUCUUCGUUUAUUUCCACAUGAGGUGGCUGAUGUGCAGCCAGUCUUGGACAUGUGUGCGAGUCAGAACCCUAAAGACCAUGAAACCUGGGAGACACGCUACAUGCUCCUCCUGUGGCUCUCCAUGACCUGCCUCGUCCCUUUCGACUUUUCACGCCUGGACGGACACCACCGGUGCGGGCGGGUGUCCACCAUGGACCGGAUCCUCCAGAUAGCAGAGUCCUACCUGGUCGUCAGCGACAAGGCCCGCGAUGCAGCCGCUGUCCUCGUGUCCAAGUUUGUCACGCGGCCUGACGUCGGGCGGGAGAAGAUGGCGGGGCUCCUGGACCGGAGCCUGUGCACGUUGGCCCGCUGCUCCUUCCGGACCAUCGAGGGCGUCAUCACCAUGGACGGGACGCUGCAGGCUCUGGCACAAAUAUUUAAGCAUGGAAAACGAGAAGACUGUCUACCCCAUGCUGCCACCGUUCUCCAGCGCCUGGACGCCUGCAGACUCCCGGAGAGCAACCAGACCCUGCUCCGGAAGCUGGGGGUGAAGCUCGUGCAGCGGCUGGGCCUGACCUUCCUGAGGCCGCGGGUGGCCAAGUGGAGGUACCGGCGUGGCUGCCGCUCCCUGGCAGCAAACCUGCAGCUCUGUGCCCAGAGUCCGAGAGAGCCUGGGACCCAGGCUGAGACCCUCGACAGCGACAGCGACGGCGAGGACGACGUCCCCGAGGAGGUGGAGAGCGUGAUAGGGCAGCUGCUGGUUGGGCUGAAGGACAAGGACACGAUCGUGCGCUGGUCUGCGGCCAAAGGAAUCGGAAGGAUGGCGGGGAGGCUCCCCAGAGAGCUGGCCGAUGACGUGGCCGGGUCCGUGCUGGACUGUUUCAGUUUCCAGGAGACGGACGGCGCCUGGCAUGGCGGGUGUCUGGCGCUGGCGGAGCUGGGCAGACGAGGCUUGCUGCUCCCUUCCCGACUCUCGGACGUGGUCCCCGUGAUCCUGAAGGCGCUGACCUACGAGGAGAAGCGGGGCGCCUGCAGCGUGGGCGCCAACGUCAGGGACGCCGCCUGCUACGUGUGCUGGGCCUUCGCUCGCGCCUACGAGCCUCAGGAGCUGAGGCCCUUCGUGGCUGCGAUUUCGAGCGCGCUGGUGGUCACUGCCGUGUUCGACCGAGACGUGAACUGCCGGAGAGCAGCCUCCGCCGCUUUCCAGGAGAACGUGGGGAGACAGGGCGCUUUCCCGCACGGGAUUGACGUUUUGACGGCCGCCGACUACUUUGCCGUGGGCAACAGAGCGAACUGUUUCCUGGUCGUAAGCAUGUUUAUCGCCGGCUUUCCCGAGUACACACAGCCGAUGAUAGAGCACCUGGUUGCCAUGAAGAUCAACCACUGGGAUGGGGUCAUCAGGGAGCUGUCGGCGAAGGCGCUGCGGAACCUGGCCCAGCGGGCACCCGAGCACAGCGCGCGCGACGUGCUCCCGCGCCUGCUGUCGCUGACGCAGAGUCCGGACCUGCACACUCGGCACGGGGCCGUGCUGGCCUGCGCGGAGGUCGCCCGCAGCCUGUGCGCGCUGGCUGAGCAGCAGGGCAGGCCCACCUCGGACUUCUUGGACGAGAAGGUUGUGCAGGGCCUGAAGCAGAUCCACCAGCAGCUUUACGACCGUCAGCUGUACAGGGGCCUGGGAGGAGAGCUCAUGAGAAGAGCAGUGUGCAUCCUGAUAGAAAAUCUGUCCCUUUCCAAGAUGCCCUUCAGAGGGGACGCCGUGGUCGGCGCUUGGCAGCAGCUGGUGGACGACACGCUGAGGAGCCUGCCCCUCGUUUCCAGUCCCUCCCGGCAGCAGAUAAAGGACGCGGCCGUGUCGGCGCUGGCGGCUCUUUGCGACGCGUACUACACCCGGGAGCCGGAGGCCGACCCCGCCGUGCAGGAGGAGCUGAUAUCGCGGUACCUGGCCCAGCUUCAGAGCCCCGAGGAGAUGACUCGCUGUGGCUUCGCGCUGGCCUUGGGCGCCCUGCCCCGCUUCUUCCUGAAGGGCCAGCUCCAGCGGGUUCUGGACGGCUUGCGGGCCGUGACACGCAUUUCUCCGGAGGAUGCGGGCUUCGCGGAGUCCAGGCGGGACGCCCUGAAGGCCAUCACCAGGAUCUGCCAGACCGUCGGCGUGAGGGCGGAAGGGGCCCCCGACGAGGUCGUGUGCCGAGAGAACGUGCCCCAGAUUUACUGCACAAUGCUGGACUGUCUGAGCGACUACACCACCGACAGCCGCGGGGACGUGGGGGCGUGGGUCCGUGAGGCCGCCGUGACUGGCCUGAGGGACCUGACUCUGCUGCUGGGGAGGGGCGAGCCGGAGCUGAUCGAGGCCCCCGUCUGCGAGCGGGUCAUGUGCUGCUUAGCCCAGCAGGCGAGCGAGAAGAUUGACCGGUUCCGUGCGCACGCGGCCCGCGUGUUCCUGGCUCUGCUCCACUUUGACGGCCCCGCCAUCCCCCAUGUGCCCCACCGGCAGGAGCUGGAGAGGCUCUUCCCCAGGUCCACCGUGGCCUCCGUGAACUGGGCUGCACCGUCGCAGGCCUUCCCGCGUGUGGCCCAGCUCCUGGGGCUGCCUGCCUACCGCUACCACGUGCUGCUGGGGCUGGCCGUGUCUGUGGGCGGCCUGACCGAGUCCACGGUCAGGUACUCGACGCAGGGCCUCUUGGAGUACAUGGAGCGGGUGCGGGGCGACCCGCGGGCCCUGGAGGACGUGGCGGGCGCCCUCCUGCGGGUCUUCGAGGACAACCUGCUCAACGACCGGGUGUCCGUGCCGCUGCUGAGGACGUUGGACCAGAUGCUGGCCCACGGCUGCUUCGAUGUCUUCGCAGCCGAGGAGGACCACCCCUUCUGUGUGAAGCUGCUCGCGCUUUGUAAGGAAGAGACCCGGAAGUCCAAAGACGUCCAGAAACUGCGGGCCAGCGUCGCAGUGUUCUGUGGGCUGGCGCAGUUCCCCGGCGACGUGAGGAGGCGGGUCCUCCUGCAGCUCUGCCUCCUGCUCUGUCACCCGUUCCCCGUGAUCCGGAAGAGCACGGCCAGCCAGGUGUACGAGAUGGUGCUGACCUACGAGGUGGUGGCCGCCGACGUCCUGGACGAGGUCAUGGCCGUGCUCAGCGACACAGCCUGGGACGCCGAGCUCCCGGUCGUGAGAGCCCAGCGGAACCGCCUGUGUGACCUCCUCGGCGUGCCCAGACCUCAGCUGGUCUCCAAGCCUGGUGCCUGCUGAGGCUGGGCCCCCGAAGCGGAGCCUUGCGUGCCUGGCGGAGAAGAGCUGGGCCGCGGUCGGCGCAGAAGACCUGCACGGAAGGCGGCCUGGCAGGGCCUGAGGGACCCGGGGUUGGUCCCCGGAGGCGGCCUUGCCUCACAUGCAUCCUGCGCUCCAGGGACCUGGGCUGUUGGUGCUUCUGUCCUGAUCUCAAACCCACGUCUUAUAAAAUCAUGUGCUGAGUGUU
Sus scrofa (pig) is the source of this 3820-nucleotide messenger RNA. It is a transcript of the gene TBCD, whose product is annotated as tubulin folding cofactor D. NCBI's taxonomy places the organism in Eukaryota, Metazoa, Chordata, Mammalia, Artiodactyla, Suidae. The record is from RefSeq and is marked validated. Gene Ontology annotation, cellular component: lateral plasma membrane. Gene Ontology annotation, biological process: tubulin complex assembly; post-chaperonin tubulin folding pathway; adherens junction assembly. Gene Ontology annotation, molecular function: beta-tubulin binding; GTPase activator activity.